Molecule: messenger RNA, 640 nt
Organism: Paramecium pentaurelia
Lineage: Eukaryota; Ciliophora; Oligohymenophorea; Peniculida; Parameciidae
Source: the annotation of a GenBank genome assembly
UAUGUCAGAUCUAUGUCAAAAUUGUAAGCAUCGAUAACUCAAAUAAAAAAUGACAGGUAAGAAGUUCUCAAUGCAAAUCUUAAAUUAGAUUCAAUAAUUACGUUCUCCACGAAAUAUUGAAACACCAUUUAUUAAUGUUAUUGAUUACUUACAAAAAAUACAUAGAAAGAAAGAUGAUUAUUUAGAAUAAGAUUAAGAAUCAGAAAAACAAUUACAAUAUAGUCGAAUUCCAACUCAUGUAUCAAAAUAAAAAACAGAUAUUUAAGUAGAAGAUGCAACAACAACUACUUCUAGAUAAAUUUAAUUUCCAGUUUCAUUAUUCAUUUCAAGAGGAGCAUCUGCUUCUAAAAUUAAAAGUAGUGCAUUUUACAAAAUGAGAUAAAUGAGUUUAGGUUCUAGAGAUAAUAAAAGAAGACGUAAUAUUGAAAUAGGACCUAUGUUUAAUUAAGUUUCUAAAUAUGUCCAUCCAAUGAGACCAUAAACUGUGAGAAGUUUUAAUUCAAAAAUGGAUGAUAUUUUUAAAUCAACCUAAACUACUACUAGAUAAGAGGUGAUGAGACAUAGUAAAUCAGAAAUGAAUCUUAGAUUGCCUGUCUCUAAUAAAUUAAGUGAAGUAUAAUCAUUGAUGAGAAGAGAGUGA